AUGGGCACGGCCAACGGCCAGCAGCCGGCGGAGGGCGCUUCCUCUGACAAGCUCCGCCACGUCGAGUCCAUGUCGGAGCUGCCCUCCGGCGCCGGCAAGAUCUCCGGGAUCAACGCCGUCGUGCUCGGGGAGUCGCUCGCCGCCGAGGAGAACGACCUCAUCUUCCCCAGCUCCGACUUCUCUGCCAACGCUCUCGUCUCCUCCCCGAAACAGUAUCGGGAGAUGUAUGGGAGGUCCAUCAAGGACCCGGCCGGGUUCUGGUCGGAGAUUGCCGAGACCUUUUACUGGAAGGAAAAGUGGAACCCCACCGAGGUCUGCUCGGAGAACCUCGAUGUCACCAAGGGACCCGUCCAGAUCAACUGGUUCAAGGGAGGGAAAACCAACAUAUGUUACAACGCUGUUGACCGCAACAUCGAGUCUGGCAAUGGGGACAAGAUUGCAAUGUACUGGGAGGGCAAUGAGCCCGGUCAGGAUGGGAAGCUCACCUAUUCCGAGCUCCUGGAGAAGGUUUGCCAGCUUGCAAAUUACUUGAAGAGCCUUGGUGUCGGCAAGGGUGAUGCUGUUAUUAUCUACUUACCAAUGUUGCUGGAGCUUCCCAUUGCCAUGCUUGCUUGUGCCCGCAUUGGUGCUGUUCACUCAGUUGUUUUUGCUGGCUUCUCAGCAGAUUCGCUAGCCCAAAGGAUUGUUGAUUGCAAGCCUAAGCUUGUCAUCACGUGCAAUGCUGUGAAGCGGGGAGUCAAGUCCAUCUUUCUCAAAGAUAUAGUGGAUGCAGCUUUGGUUGAAAGUGAGAAGAAUGGAGUCUCUGUAGGUCUCUGCCUGACAUAUGAAAAUCAGUCAGCCAUGAAGAGGGAAGACACAAAAUGGCAAGCAGAAAGGGAUGUUUGGUGGCAGGAUGUCGUGACCAAAUUUCCAACCAAAUGUGAUGUGGAAUGGGUGGAUGCAGAGGAUCCAUUGUUCCUUUUGUACACAAGUGGCAGCACAGGGAAGCCAAAGGGUGUGUUGCAUACUUCUGGGGGCUACAUGGUGUACACUGCAACAACCUUUAAGUACGCAUUUGACUACAAGCCAACUGACAUAUACUGGUGCACUGCAGACUGUGGUUGGAUUACUGGACAUAGUUAUGUAACAUAUGGUCCUCUCCUGAAUGGUGCUACGGUUCUCGUUUUUGAAGGGACUCCGAACUACCCUGAUUCGGGCCGAUGCUGGGACAUUGUGGACAAGUACAAUGUGACAAUAUUUUAUACUGCCCCGACUCUUGUUCGUUCACUCAUGCGUGAUGGCACCGAGUAUGCUACACGUUACUCUCGAAAGUCUCUCCGAGUCCUGGGAAGUGUUGGUGAGCCAAUCAAUCCUAGUGCAUGGAGAUGGUUCUACAAUAUUGUUGGGGAUUCCCGGUGCCCCAUAUCAGAUACCUGGUGGCAAACUGAAACCGGCGGUUUCAUGAUCACCCCUUUGCCUGGCGCCUGGCCUCAGAAACCAGGUUCUGCAACCUUUCCUUUCUUUGGUGUUCAGCCAGUCAUUGUUGAUGAGAAAGGGCAAGAGAUUGAAGGGGAAUGCAGUGGAUAUCUUUGCAUAAAAAAAUCAUGGCCUGGGGCUUUCCGGACUCUGUAUGGAGAUCAUGAGAGAUACGAGACCACAUACUUCAAACCAUUUUCUGGGUACUAUUUCACUGGUGAUGGUUGCAGCAGAGACAAAGAUGGUUACCACUGGCUGACUGGAAGAGUAGAUGAUGUCAUCAAUGUCAGUGGACACCGAAUCGGCACAGCCGAGGUUGAGUCAGCUUUGGUGUCACAUCCAAAGUGUGCAGAAGCUGCUGUUGUUGGUGUUGAGCAUGAGGUCAAAGGUCAAGGAAUUUAUGCUUUUGUAACUUUGGUGGAUGGGGUUCCGUAUAGUGAGGAACUACGAAAAAGCCUUAUAAUAACAGUGCGCAACCAGAUUGGGGCAUUUGCAGCUCCUGACAAGAUCCACUGGGCACCGGGACUUCCUAAAACCCGGAGUGGCAAGAUCAUGCGAAGGAUUUUGCGUAAAAUUGCUGCACGGCAACUGGACGAACUUGGGGACAUAAGCACCCUUGCUGAACCUGGUGUGGUUGACCAGCUUAUUGCGCUCAGCGAUUGCUAG
Miscanthus lutarioriparius is the source of this 2121-nucleotide messenger RNA. The record is from the annotation of a GenBank genome assembly. NCBI's taxonomy places the organism in Eukaryota, Viridiplantae, Streptophyta, Magnoliopsida, Poales, Poaceae.